Danio rerio (zebrafish) is the source of this 4056-nucleotide messenger RNA. NCBI's taxonomy places the organism in Eukaryota, Metazoa, Chordata, Actinopteri, Cypriniformes, Danionidae. The record is from RefSeq and is a predicted model, not a curated record.
CAUUCAGCCCUUCAUCAACCGUUACCACCGCGAAGAAGACGCAGAUCAUUGUCCUAUGAAAUGAGAGCAUGACCAGCAAACACAGCCACGAGCACCACCCCAAAUGAUUUUACAGUUGUUUAUCAUUUAUUUUUAUAUCAUUUCUGACAUGGUCAAAGGUCUGCUGCCCGAUAACAAUGGCGAUAUGAGCUUCUGACACGCCGCUCGCCGUGGUCGUUUGUGUGUCAACGCUUCAUGGAAACGUCAUGAGGUACGCAGGCCGUCCGCAGUCACGCUGGCUGAGUGUUGAACACUGAAUGUGGGCUCAGCGGCUCCUGCCAUGGGGAAUACAGCCACCAAGUUCCGUAAAGCACUUAUCAAUGGAGAUGAAGGCCUGGCCUGCCAACUCUAUGAGAGCAACCCUCAAUUUAAAGAGGCUCUGGAGCCCAACGCCUCUUAUGGGGAGCCCUAUCAACACAACACACCCCUGCAUUAUGCCUCACGCCACGCCAUGACCCGCCUUAUCAGGUCUUUCCUGUUCUGCAAAGAUGGAAACCCCAACAAGUGCAAUGUCCACAAUGAGACUGCGCUGCACCUGCUCUGCAUGGGGCCGCAGAUCCUGCUGGGUGAAGGAGCGCUGCAGCCGCGCUUCAGCCGGCCCCAGGAGGACCAGCAGAAGCGGGCUGAGUGUCUCCAGAUGAUCCUGCAGUGGACCGGAGCCAAGCUGGACCAGGGAGAGUACGAGAGAGCCAACGUCAACGCCACCGACAACAAAAAGAGCACCUGCCUGCACUACGCGGCGGCUGCCGGCAUGAAGAACUGCGUCGAGUUGUUGGUGAAGAACGCUGCAGAUUUGUUUGUGGAGAACGAGGACAGGGAGACGCCGUGUGACUGCGCCGAGAAGCAGCAUCAUAAGGAUCUGGCGCUCAGUCUGGAGUCGCAGAUGGUUUUCUCUCAGGUUCCAGGAGCUCAGGAGAUCGAAGCGGAGUACGCUGCUCUUGACCGCAGAGAGCCGUAUGAGGGACUGAAGCUGCAAGACCUGCGACGCUUAAAAGAUAUGUUGAUCGUGGAGACGGCGGACAUGCUGCAGGCUCCUCUCUUCACCGCUGAGGCUCUUCUGCGAGCUCAUGACUGGGACCGAGAAAAGCUUCUGGAGGACUGGAUGUCUAAUGCCGAGGAGUGCUGCCAGCGUUCAGGUGUUCAGAUGCCAACCCCUCCACCCAGCGGCUACAAUGCCUGGGACACCCUGCCUUCACCCCGAACCCCCAGAACAACCCGUUCUUCCGUCACCUCUCCUGAUGAGAUCAGCCUGCUGUCGCCCACUGACGGCCUUGCUCUGUGUGGGAUUUGCAUGAGCAGCAUAUCUGUGUUUGAGGACCCCGUGGACAUGUCAUGUGGACACGAGUUCUGCCGGGCAUGCUGGGAAGGGUUUUUAAAUCUAAAGAUCCAAGAAGGGGAGGCUCAUAACAUCUUCUGCCCUGCUUACGACUGCUUCCAGCUGGUUCCAGUGGAGGUCAUUGAAAGCGUCGUCUCCAGAGAAAUGGAUAAGCGCUACCUGCAGUUUGACAUUAAGGCGUUUGUGGAUAAUAAUCCUGCAAUCCACUGGUGCCCUGUAGCCAGAUGUGAAAGAGCCGUUCGUCUGACUCGACCAGGCCCUGGAGCUUCUGACCCGCUGAGCUUCCCGUUGCUGAAAGCCCCUGCUGUAGACUGUGGAAAAGGACAUCUCUUCUGCUGGGAGUGUCUUGGGGAUGCUCAUGAACCCUGUGACUGUGAAACAUGGAAGAUGUGGCUGCAGAAAGUGUCUGAGAUGAAGCCUGAAGAACUGGCUGGUGUGAGCGAAGCUUAUGAAGAUGCUGCCAACUGCCUGUGGUUACUCUCCAACUCCAAACCCUGUGCCAACUGCAAAUCCCCCAUCCAGAAAAACGAAGGCUGUAAUCACAUGCAGUGUGCAAAGUGCAAGUAUGACUUUUGCUGGAUCUGUCUUGAAGAGUGGAAGAAACACAGCUCCUCUACUGGAGGAUAUUAUCGCUGCACGCGCUACGAGGUUAUCCAGCAAGUAGAGGAACAGUCUAAGGAGAUGACUGUGGAGGCAGAAAAAAAGCACAAGAGUUUUCAGGAACUCGACCGUUUUAUGCAUUAUUACACACGAUAUAAAAACCACGAACACAGUUACCAGUUAGAAGAACGACUCCUGAAAACAGCCAAAGAAAAGAUGGAGCAACUGAGCAAAGCUUUUAUUGGAAGGGAUGGAGCUCCACCUGACACCACAUUUAUUGAGGACGGUGUUCAUGAGCUUCUCAAGACCCGACGCAUCCUUAAGUGCUCUUAUCCAUAUAGUUUCUUCUUGGAGCCCAAAAGCACAAAGAAAGAAAUAUUUGAACUUAUGCAGACGGAUUUAGAGAUGGUCACUGAAGACCUGGCUCAGAAGGUGAACCGGCCUUACCUCCGCACCCCUCGCCAUAAGAUCAUCAGUGCCACGUAUUUGGUGCAGCAGAAGAGGCGGGAGUUUCUGGCCUCUGUGGCUCGAGGUGUCGCUCCAAAUGAUUCUCCUGAAGCUCCGCGACGCAGUUUUGCUGGCGGGACGUGGGACUGGGAGUAUCUGGGAUUUGCUUCUCCUGAGAUGGUGAGGAAUCACCCAGUACGGGGAUCAAAUGCACAGCGCGAGAGCAAUUACAAUGCAGGAGGCCAGCCGCAGGAGUACUCUGAGUUCCAGUACAGACGGAGACACCGGCAGCGGCGACGAGGAGACCUGCUCCGACUGCACAGCCUGCGCAGCAACACUCCUGAACCACAUGACUCCAGCGACGCCACCGCAGAAACACAUGAGGGAGGCACUUCACAACGGCAUGGCAUCUCUACGGCACUUGGAUCUCUAGAUGAGGAUGACCCCAAUAUUUUACUGGCGAUUCAGCUGUCCUUACAGGAGUCCGGGCUGGCCUUGGACCCCGAGCCUCAGGACAGCGACGCCUCUGUUGGUGCCAGCGGCUCCUCUCUGCCCUCCAGACUGGACAGUGUCCCACAGACCUCAGAUCCGCCGCGGGCGUCAAUGAGCAGCUCUGAGCUCCUGGAGCUGGGAGACAGCCUUAUGAGACUAGGCGACAUCAGCAGCCGCUAUACACCCUUUAACAUCAACUCCUACCCCGAUGCCUUGGGCACCGCCUUCAGCCCUAGUGACCCGGACUGUCUGGAUCCCUCCACCAAUGCCAACCUGCUGGGCAACAUCAUGGCCUGGUUCCACGAUAUGAAUCCGCAGAGCAUUGCACUGAUUCCCUCAUCCGCUUCUGAUGCAGGCAAUGAAACGCACGCUUUAGGAGAGCCUGCAAAAGCCGAGCAGACUGAAGCGGAGAGUGCUGAGAUGGAGAGUAAAGAGGGGGAGGUUUCGGAGUGUGUUGAAGAUGCUAAAACGGAGGCUUCAGAUCUCACUGUUUGUCCUGAAAGCAGCGCCGAUCCGCAGGUAAACAGUCUAUCUUUGGAGUGGGAGGAGGAAGUGCAUCUAGUUUGAGGAGCGAGUGUCAUUACGUUUACCAACUGAGUGCUCUUAUUGUGCCAAAACACUACACGAUGGAAGCGGAAGUGCUCGUGCUGUGAUCUGAGACAGGCGUUGAUUGUGUUGCACAGCGCUUUGGAAGAAAAGCGAUCAGGUUUGUGCUCGUGGAAGUUCAUGAUUGGAUCAUUCACUAAUCAUAUUUGUGUGUUUGUUUUUGCACAUUCAUCUGUAAGUUUGGUUCUUCUCUGCAUUUAGCAUCAAAUUGUGGAAAAACUAACGUUGCGCGGACAUAAAAUCAGUUCUGGUGGCCUUAGACGAAAUGUGUUUUCUUUGGGUCGAAGAUGGAAGGGGUUUUCAUGCAUUACAAAAUAAGGGCGUAAUACAGCUUUACCUUCUCUGAGCAAAAAAAAAGAAAAAGAAAGACGACUACCCAUGCAUUACCACCAUCAUCUACAGAAGACGUUUAAUAGUGUGAUCAUCGUUUAUAUACUGAGCUAUUUUAAAGAACAGGUAUCAUUUGACGACAUGUAUUAAAGACUUUUAUUUUCAUUAUAAUACUCAACACAGUACUCAUAAAUGCUCCUUCAGGU